AUGAUGUCGAUGAUCGCCUGCAACGGCUGGCUUGACGUCUUGCUAUAUGCGACUACAAGGGCGGACAUUGUGUUGACGCCAUACCCGCCGUCAGAUGAUAUUGGGUUGGAGACAUUCGCAUUCAUGGGAAAGGGGCACACCUUUGGGUCGGCCCUACCAGGGUCGUGGCAGGGCCCAGAGGCGCCAGUAGGCUGGGUGGCGGUCAGUGGAGUCAGGGCGGAGACAGCGUGGAGAGCCUAUAUGGACUGGAUAAGAUCAAGGUUAAGGGAGACGUCACAGUUAGUGUGGAUGAUGGGGAAGAUGAGGCACAGGUCUGCAGAACAUAGUACGGCAGAGACGGAGAACAGCUGGGAUCGGACGAGCAGGAAAAGCUCGCAGACUCGAAGAUAG
Molecule: messenger RNA, 390 nt
Organism: Pseudogymnoascus destructans
Lineage: Eukaryota; Fungi; Ascomycota; Leotiomycetes; Thelebolales; Thelebolaceae
Exons: 1
Coding region: 1-390 (129 amino acids)
Source: RefSeq, a predicted model, not a curated record